ACAGUCGCUACCAAUCCAUUCAGCUGUCAACAUGAGGAGCUUUCCUAAAAUAUUUCUACUACUUGUGCUGAUGAAGAGCUGCUCUGCAGCUCCUGCAGUCACAUCAGAUCGUGUGGAGACCGAUCCCGAGCUGACGGCUGGCUAUUUCGAAGGUGAUAUGAUCAUGAACGAAGACAGAAAUGGAAUGAUCGAUGAAACUUAUCGCUGGCCCAAUCGUAUUGUCUACUAUUUCAUAAAUAGCUACAUUGAUCAGGAACAUCGUAAUCACAUUCUUCGCGGCAUUCGCAUUCUCGAGGCGAAUUCGUGUCUCAUCUUCAAGGAAGCAACCAGCGAUCAGCCUUACUAUGUGAAUGUCACUUCGGAGCCCGGCGGUUGCUACUCCUACGUGGGCUACCUAAACCGCGUACAACAAUUGAAUUUGCAGAAUUAUGCGCUGGACACCGGUUGCUUCCGCUUGGGUACGAUUGUGCAUGAGUUUCUUCACGCAUUGGGCUUCUACCAUCAGCAAAGCACGUGGAAUCGUGAUGAAUACGUUCGCAUCGACGAGGAGAACAUCCAAGACGGCAUGGAGCACAACUUCAAUAAGUACGACAACGAGACAGUGGACAAUUUCGACGAGGAGUACGACUACGGCAGCGUCAUGCACUACAGCUCCACCGCAUUUUCGAAGAAUGGCAAAAUGACCAUUGUGCCGCUGGUCGAGGGCGCCGAGGAAAUAAUGGGACAGCGACUUCAAAUGAGCGAUGCCGAUAUUAAUAAAUUGAAUACCAUGUAUAGGUGUCCCAGAAAAGUUUGAGCUGUUUCAGAAUUACAUACGCUAAAUUGAUGAA
Messenger RNA from Drosophila mojavensis, 830 nucleotides. Its product is annotated as seminal metalloprotease 1. Gene Ontology annotation, biological process: proteolysis. The record is from RefSeq and is a predicted model, not a curated record. Lineage: Eukaryota; Metazoa; Arthropoda; Insecta; Diptera; Drosophilidae. Gene Ontology annotation, molecular function: zinc ion binding; metalloendopeptidase activity. Bases 32 to 796 code for a protein of 254 amino acids. The transcript has 2 exons.